AUGUUUAACAGAGUUUCUGGGGGAGAGCUGUUUGACCGAAUAGUGGAGAAAGGAUUUUACACUGAAAAAGAUGCAAGCACGCUUAUCCGUCAGGUGUUAGAUGCCGUUUUCUACCUUCACAGACUUGGAAUUGUACAUAGGGAUCUGAAACCUGAAAAUCUACUGUAUUUUAGUCAAGAAGGAGAAUCAAAGAUUAUGAUAAGCGAUUUUGGUCUCUCCAAGAUGGAAGGUAAAGGAGAUGUGAUGUCAACAGCCUGUGGAACCCCUGGGUAUGUUGCUCCAGAAGUGCUUGCCCAGAAGCCCUACAGCAAAGCAGUAGACUGCUGGUCUAUUGGGGUCAUUGCAUAUAUUCUCCUCUGUGGAUAUCCACCUUUCUAUGAUGAAAAUGACUCCAAGCUCUUUGAACAGAUACUAAAGGCAGAUUAUGAAUUUGAUUCACCAUAUUGGGAUGACAUUUCAGAUUCAGCUAAAGAUUUUAUCAGCCAUUUGAUGGAAAAGGAUCCCAACAAGAGAUACACCUGUGAACAAGCACUGCGACACCCAUGGAUUGCUGGGGAUACGGCUCUAUGUAAAAAUAUUCAUGAAUCUGUCAGUGCACAAAUCCGUAAAAACUUUGCAAAAAGCAAAUGGAGGCAAGCAUUCAAUGCUACUGCAGUAGUGAGGCAUAUGAGAAGAUUGCACCUUGGUAGCAGCCAGGACAGUUCAAAUAUGUCCAGCAGUCACAAUCCUGCAAGUGUGCUUCCAGAUGGCACAAGUCACAAAGACUGUAAGUAUAUGCUUCUGAUGCUCUGUUCCCUAAAUUGCCCUCUACAUUACUACCUUGUAAUUCUGUUUUCUUUGUGUAAACCACCAGCAUUUGAAGGUACACUGUCAUCAGACAUGAAACGUUUGUCUGUACUGUGUUUUUUUCACCUCUUGCAUGUGGACUCUUUGAUAGCCACUGUAUAUCCCUCUAAUAUUCAGUAUACUGUGUAUUCAGUGAAACAUCUUGUUACUACGAGGUAUGUGCUGGUAUUUGCAGAAAGUGUAAAUUGA
Messenger RNA from Staurois parvus, 1035 nucleotides. The record is from the annotation of a GenBank genome assembly. Lineage: Eukaryota; Metazoa; Chordata; Amphibia; Anura; Ranidae.